AUGGGCACUUUUAUCAGAAUUUUGGCUACGGCAGAUGGGGCGCCAUCGUCUCCCACGAAAAUCAAGAUUCGACGAUUUUUACGAUUUUCUUCUUCAACCGCAAUCAUGUCUGCAAACAACAAUAUGGUCAAUCUCCUGCGGGAGAUGGUUGCGACAGUCCGGGAGAACGCCGGCGGCGCGGGGCGUGGUGGUGCCUCUGCCACCACCCCCAAUAAUCAUCAAUCUGGUUCUGGGGGAAUGGGCCGAGGAGGCCAAGGACGAGGAGGAGGCCGAGGAAGAGGCCGAGGAGGAGUACGAGGUGGUCGUGUGCGUGGUGUCAGCGGGCGGGCUCCCGACGGCUCCCUCUCCAGGAGCCAACGUCGGCUUCUGCGUCGGCGUGGGGUUGAGGGCCUCCAAGCCCAAGAGCAGUGGCUGGCCGGACGCCAGCAGGCCCGGGCUCCGGCCCCGGCCCAAAACCAAGAUCAAGCCCAAGCCCAGGCUCAGGCGCAGGCGCAGGCUCAGGCCCAAGCCCAGCAGCAGCAGCAUCAGCAGCAGCAACAGCAACAGCAAGUCCUGGGUCCGGCCCAGGCUCCUCCCCAGCAGCAGCAGCAACCGCAGCAGCAACAACAACAACAAGUCCUGGCCGUGGGCCAGGCCCAGACCCAGCAGCAGCAGCCCCCGCAGCAGCAGCAGCAACAACAGCAACAAGUCCUGGCUCAGACCCAGGCACAGGCCGCCGCGGUGGAGCUCCCUCCCUCCCCCCCCGGCCAGGAGCAGAUGGAUGUGGACGGCGACGAUUGA
Molecule: messenger RNA, 780 nt
Organism: Trichoderma harzianum CBS 226.95
Lineage: Eukaryota; Fungi; Ascomycota; Sordariomycetes; Hypocreales; Hypocreaceae
Exons: 6
Coding region: 1-780 (259 amino acids)
Source: RefSeq, a predicted model, not a curated record